Molecule: messenger RNA, 2848 nt
Organism: Tupaia belangeri chinensis (Chinese tree shrew)
Lineage: Eukaryota; Metazoa; Chordata; Mammalia; Scandentia; Tupaiidae
Gene: ECE1
Product: endothelin converting enzyme 1
Exons: 20
Coding region: 219-2480 (753 amino acids)
Biological process (GO): peptide hormone processing
Cellular component (GO): plasma membrane
Molecular function (GO): metalloendopeptidase activity
Source: RefSeq, a predicted model, not a curated record
CAGGGCACCCACACUCCGUGCCAUCCCUGUCUGGAGAAGCAGUUCCACUUUCCAGCGAAGCACUGGACCAGAGUCAGGACCCGAGUCCAGGCCCAGCUCUGCCACUCGCUAGCUGUGGGCCCAGGUUCCCUGGAGAAAAGCCGGCUGUGGCCCAGCAGUACAUGAAGGAGCCUUGGAACCUUUCUGGGGUGUGAAGUCCUCUGCCCAGUGGGAACAAGAUGUCGACCUACAAGCGGGCCACGCUGGACGAGGAGGACCUGGUGGACUCGCUCUCCGAGGGCGACGUGUACCCCAACGGCCUGCAGGUGAACUUCCGCAGCCCCCGGAGCGGCCAGAGCUGCUGGGCUGCACGGACCCAGGUGGAGAAGCGGCUGGUGGUGCUGGUGGCACUUCUGGUGGCAGGACUGGUGGCCUGUUUGGCAGCACUGGGCAUCCAGUAUCGGACAAGAUCCCCCUCAGUGUGCCUGAGCGAGGCCUGCGUCUCAGUGACCAGCUCCAUCUUGAGCUCCAUGGACCCGACGGUGGACCCUUGCCAAGACUUUUUCAGCUAUGCCUGCGGUGGCUGGAUCAAGGCCAACCCUGUGCCUGAUGGCCACUCACGCUGGGGCACCUUCAGCAACCUCUGGGAACAUAACCAAGCCAUCAUCAAGCACCUCCUUGAAAACUCCACGGCCAGCGUGAGCGAGGCAGAGAAGAAGGCCCAGGUGUACUAUCGUGCCUGUAUGAACGAAACCAGGAUCGAGGAGCUCAGGGCCACACCCCUGAUGGAGUUAAUUGAGAAGCUCGGGGGCUGGAACAUCACAGGCCCCUGGGCGAAGGACAACUUCCAGGACACCCUGCAGGCGGUCACUGCCCACUACCGCACCUCACCCUUCUUCUCUGUGUACGUCAGCGCCGACUCCAAGAACUCCAACAGCAAUGUGAUCCAGGUUGACCAGUCUGGCCUGGGCUUACCCUCAAGAGACUAUUACCUGAACAAAACUGAAAACGAAAAGGUGCUGACUGGAUACCUGAACUACAUGGUCCAGCUGGGGAAGCUGCUGGGCGGGGGGGACGAGGAAGCCAUUCGGCCGCAGAUGCAGCAGAUCCUGGACUUUGAGACGGCGCUGGCCAACAUCACGAUCCCCCAGGAGAAGCGCCGGGACGAGGAGCUCAUCUACCACAAAGUGACUGCGGCCGAGCUGCAGACCUUGGCACCUGCCAUCAACUGGUUGCCCUUCCUCAACACCAUCUUCUACCCCGUGGAGAUCAAUGAGACCGAGCCCAUCGUGGUUUACGACAAAGAAUACCUGGAGCAGGUGUCCACUCUCAUCAACAACACCGACAAAUGGCUGCUGAACAACUACAUGAUCUGGAACCUGGUGCGGAAAACUAGUUCCUUCCUGGAUCAGCGCUUUCAGGAUGCUGAUGAGAAGUUCAUGGAAAUCAUGUAUGGGACGAAGAAGACCUGUCUUCCCCGCUGGAAGUUUUGCGUGAGUGACACAGAAAACAACCUGGGCUUUGCCCUGGGCCCCAUGUUUGUCAAAGCGACCUUCGCCGAGGACAGCAAGAACAUAGCCACUGAGAUCAUUCUGGAAAUCAAGAAGGCAUUUGAGGAAAGCCUGAGCACUCUGAAGUGGAUGGAUGAAGACACCCGGAAAUCGGCCAAGGAAAAGGCGGAUGCCAUCUACAACAUGAUAGGUUACCCCAACUUCAUCAUGGACCCCAAGGAGCUGGACAAAGUUUUCAACGACUACACCGCAGUUCCAGACCUCUACUUUGAGAACGCCAUGCGGUUUUUCAACUUCUCGUGGAGGGUCACUGCCGACCAGCUCAGGAAAGCCCCCAACAGAGAUCAGUGGAGCAUGACCCCGCCCAUGGUGAACGCGUACUACUCGCCCACCAAGAAUGAGAUUGUGUUUCCAGCCGGGAUCCUGCAGGCACCGUUCUACACCCGCGCCUCACCCAAGGCUUUAAACUUUGGUGGCAUUGGCGUCGUUGUGGGCCAUGAGCUGACUCACGCUUUUGACGAUCAAGGACGGGAGUACGACAAGGAUGGGAAUCUGCGGCCCUGGUGGAAGAACUCAUCUGUGGAGGCCUUCAAGCAGCAGACCGAGUGCAUGGUGGAGCAGUACAGUAACUACAGUGUCAACGGGGAGCCGGUGAACGGCCGGCACACCCUCGGGGAGAACAUCGCUGACAACGGGGGCCUCAAGGCGGCCUAUCGGGCUUAUCAGAACUGGGUGAAGAAGAAUGGGGCUGAGCAGACGUUGCCCACUCUGGGCCUCACCAACAACCAACUCUUCUUCCUGGGGUUUGCACAGGUCUGGUGCUCUGUCCGCACACCCGAGAGCUCGCACGAAGGUCUCAUCACCGAUCCCCACAGCCCCUCCCGCUUCCGAGUCAUUGGCUCCCUGUCCAACUCCAAGGAGUUCUCGGAACACUUCCACUGCCCGCUUGGCUCACCCAUGAACCCUCAUCACAAAUGCGAAGUCUGGUAAGGGCCACCACGCAGAGCGCCGAGACAGAGGAGGGGAGAGGGCCGAGGAGCGGCCCUCACAGCGGUGGCCACAAGUCUGCCCCUCCAUCCAGGCCUUCGCUCAGUCCCCUUGGCCACCAGGGUCCCCUUCCCUGCACUGGAGGGUUUCCAGCCAGAACCAAGCCUGUCAUGGAGGUUGUCAGCAUAACCCGAGAUUCGAUCCCCUGUGAAGACCGUUCGUCCCAGGCACACAAGCACCAACUGUAGCGGGCAUUUGGGUGUCAGGCUGGUGGCUGGCCAGGCCUGGGCCCACAUGACAAGGGCAGUGGGGUAUAGCGCCCUGCCCACAUCCAGCACCAGAUACACCACAGAUACCACUGUGUCAAAUGC